AUGGACUACAUCAAGCUAUACCAAGACAAAGACUAUACCAAUCCAAAGAAACUACUAAUACAGAUCAUUCUACUACAGGUAUUCUACUACUUAUCAGCACUAAUCAUAUUCUACAUUGUCGCACUACUCAAUGGUUAUGAAUUCUCAAUAGAUUGGAUCUUUCAAUGGCAAUUGGUUUCCUUUGAAAACACAUUGGGAUUGACUUUGUUUGUACUAUGGCUAUUUGACUCAUUAAUGUGUGUGCUAUUUGUUACCAUCAUUGUUGGUCGGUCAAAACUUGCGUGGGACUUUGCAGUAACGAUACACAUCAUAAACUUGAUAAUAACGUGGUGUUAUGUUGGAAAAUUUCCCACGAGCAUGCUUUGGUGGAUGCUACAAGUGGUUAGUGCGUUUUUGUUGGUUACGUUAAGCACUUACUCCACCAGGUGGAAAGAAUUGAGAGUUACUUUUUUCACAAACAUGUUGGAAACACGACAACCUGAAACCGUGGAGUUAGAGGAUAUGAAUAGACCUAGCUGA
Lodderomyces parapsilosis is the source of this 519-nucleotide messenger RNA. It is a transcript of the gene SYS1, whose product is annotated as Sys1p. The transcript has a single exon. Gene Ontology annotation, biological process: Golgi to plasma membrane protein transport; protein localization to Golgi apparatus; Golgi to endosome transport. Bases 1 to 519 code for a protein of 172 amino acids. Gene Ontology annotation, cellular component: trans-Golgi network; Golgi membrane. The record is from RefSeq and is a predicted model, not a curated record. Lineage: Eukaryota; Fungi; Ascomycota; Pichiomycetes; Serinales; Debaryomycetaceae.